Molecule: messenger RNA, 1437 nt
Organism: Aaosphaeria arxii CBS 175.79
Lineage: Eukaryota; Fungi; Ascomycota; Dothideomycetes; Pleosporales
Exons: 2
Coding region: 99-1313 (404 amino acids)
Biological process (GO): regulation of transcription by RNA polymerase II
Molecular function (GO): DNA-binding transcription activator activity, RNA polymerase II-specific; zinc ion binding
Source: RefSeq, a predicted model, not a curated record
UGACAUCCCAUCCACAAUUCUAUUGUUGCUAUCUGAUAGACAACCAAUUAUCGAGACCCUCAUAAAUAUCUUGCAGUGUGCAUACCAUUUGACGCAUCAUGUCAUCCCGGAAGCCACAUUCUAAAUCACGUUUUGGUUGCUUGCCAUGCAAAAAGAGACAUAUAAAGUGCGGAGAAGAACAACCUUCAUGCCACAAUUGCAGCAAACGUCGCGUGUGUUGCACCUACGGACUAUCCCAGGCAACCGCUACUGGACAUGCUUCGCGAGCGAAUAGCGAAGAAAGAGCGCAUACGCAAGAUAGCCUGCUUCAAAUCCCCUUGACAUGCCAUUGCAUGCAGGAUCCGUUGAUCCAGACUCCUGCCAAGGUCACGAGGCUCCAGGAACUGCAGUUGAUAAUUCAUUAUACGACAACAACGUGCAAUAGUAUGGCACAUAACCUCGAUGACAUUGAAAUAUGGAGAAGAAUUGUUCCAGAGGAAGCCGUACGUCACGAAUUUCUCAUGGAUGGACUUCUCGCACUCUCCUCGCUUCAUCUCGCCGACGAAAGCCCAGAUUUGCGGUGGCAUUACACCGAGAUUGCCACUCACUACCACAGUUCCGGGUUACGAAAAUAUAGAGAUGCUUUAGAAAUGAUUUCCAGCGACAAUAGUAUCGCCAUCUUUGCAUUUUCCAUUAUUAUUACCAUUCUGGCGCUAGCAUUCCCAAGGUCAUGCUCCGUACCAACCCAUACUUCGCUCGCCGAAAGUAUGGUGAGCAUGUUUGAACUCCUCCGAGGAACGCGACUCAUAUCCCAAGGAACCGGUUCAUCUUUUCGAGAAGGAAAGCUUGCGGCACUCUUUCAGCCAAAUUCCCAGGACCCCGGAUUACCCACACCUAGCGGCGAUACUGAUCAUGCAUUAAUUAGACUCCGUGAGCGGGCGAAUAGCUUCAUCACAUUCGAAAACCCUGAGAGACACGAAGCCUAUCUCUCUGGUAUCGAGACCCUCAAGACAGCCUUUGGUCAAAUGGAAAUGUCCCGAUAUUACCUUGGCCCCGUUAUCGCCUGGCCGACAAUGGUCAGCGAGAAACUGUUCGCAUUGUUUAAAGACGAUGAUCCUAUGGCUAAGCUCAUCAUCAUUCAUUAUGGAGUACUACUGCUCUACGCUCGUGAUCGUUGGUGGGGGAGAGAUAUCGGAACGAGUCUCAUUGAGACUCUCGCCAAUUCACUGUGCGAUGCGGACCCGGCAUGGGCGAGUUGGACCGAGUGGGCAAGAGAGGCAGCUACGCUCGCAACUCAUGAGCCCGACCCGCCGCUGAUGCCGAGCGAUUUAUAGACCGAAAGGUGAAUGUCAGAAUAAAUCUUUAUCCUAACUUGACUCUAGAAGAAAUACGUAUGAGCUAGCGUGAGUCUAAACUUGAGAUGACCUUAACAGAAUAUGGCAGAGAUGAAUGGCCCGC